Molecule: messenger RNA, 1662 nt
Organism: Aspergillus nidulans FGSC A4
Lineage: Eukaryota; Fungi; Ascomycota; Eurotiomycetes; Eurotiales; Aspergillaceae
Product: MFS transporter
Exons: 5
Coding region: 1-1662 (553 amino acids)
Source: RefSeq, a predicted model, not a curated record
AUGGAUAUAUCAUACCCUGUCAUCAAUGCUGGAGGUCUCAAGAAUAUCGCCAGCCAGAUCAUCAUGGAAAUCGAACUCGACAAGCGUGAGAAUCGUCCGACGGACAAUGUCCCGCCGGAUGACAUUGGGAAAAUCGAGGUCGUCGACGAUGCCGAGAUGGAGCAGUUCUACGGCUCGUCUACCACUGAUGCCUACCGUCUCAAGUCAGAGCUCGUUUCGCAAUGCAUGGCAGACAUUGGGAUGGGGCGAUUCCAGUGGAAACUGUUCACCGUCGCCGGCUUUGGCUGGAUCGUCGAUAAUUUCUGUUCACAGGGGAUAUCGGCUGUCCAGCCACCAAUCCAGCAGGAGUUCAGCGGCAUCAAGCAGGUGAGCUACAGCUCGGUGGCGUAUUAUGUGGGAAUGAUCAUCGGUGCCUCAUUCUGGGGCAUUUCCUCCGACUUGAUCGGCCGCAAGCCUGCCUUCAACUCGACGUUAGCAAUCGCGGGCAUUUUCCUAUGUGCCGCCGCGGGGACGUCGAACUUCAUCGCCUUUAGUGCUCUCUGGGCAGUAAUAGGAACGGCUGCAGGUGGUAAUGUGGUUUGCGACUCGAUGAUUCUCCUCGAAUUCAUCCCCGGGAGCCACCAGUACCUCCUGACCGCGCUCAGUGGAUGGUGGAAUCUCGGACAGCUUGUAGUGUCACUGCUUGCAUGGGUAUUCCUCGCCAACUUCAGCUGCCCAACGGAUGCGACGCCAGACACCUGUUCGCGUGCCGACAAUAUGGGCUGGCGAUAUACCCUCAUCACCCUCGGCGGGCUUUCCCUUGCCUUCACCUUCGUCCGCAUCUUCGUCUUCAAGAUGCCUGAAACGCCCCGGUACCUGCUCUCGCAAGGAAAUGACCAGGCUGCGGUAGACGCAGUGAACUAUGUCGCCCGUCAGAACGGAAAGCCAGAGCCGCUAACGCUGUCGAUGUUGCAGGCUAUCGACGUUCGGCUGGGUUUCACCCCAAACGCAGAGGAAAGAUUGUCGACGAAGGAUAUCCUCAAAGAGAACAUGCAGGAGUUUCGAGGAGAACAUUACCAAGCUCUCUUCGCGACACGAAAGCUUUCCCAGCAUACGGCAUUGAUCUGGGCUGUCUGGUUGAUCAUUGGCAUCGCAUACCCGCUGUAUUUCAACUUUCUCCCUUCUUAUCUUGCCACCAGAUUCACGCAAGAUUCCUCGCUCGACCUGACCUACCGCAACUACUGCAUCCAGUCAGCCGUCGGGGUCGUUGGUCCGUUAUCUGCAGCGGUCCUCGUGAAUACCUUCCUCGGCCGGCGCUGGAUGAUGGGCAUUUCCUCGAUCGUAACUGGUGUCUUUCUCUUCGCGUACGUCGGCGUCAAGACUCCAAUGUCGAGUCUCGCGUUUUCGUGUGUCACAGGGUUGUUAGCGAAUUUUGCUAAUCAGUUGUCAGAGUACGCCAUAAUGUAUGCCUUCACGCCGGAGUCCUUUCCUGCUCCUCAUCGCGGCACAGCAUCAGGGACAGCGGCAUCGCUACUUCGAUUCGGCGGGCUGGUCGCGAGCUUGAUUGCGUCGGAGACGGGGUUCACGACAGCACCUAUCUAUGCUAGUGCGGCGCUUUGGGUCGGCGUCGGGGUUCUAUGCUUUGGAUUGCCGUUUGAGACUCAUGGGCAUGCUGCUAUCUAG